AGUUACAAUUUACAAAUGACAUGUCUGGUCUUUCGGCAUGAAUAUAUGAACGACAUGUCGUUGAAAUAAAAAAAAAAGAACUCAACUUACAAGUUACGGACAGCGUCACAACCAGCAUCCUGAAAUGGCUAAAAGACUCAGCCCGCAACUCUUCGUCAGCCGGUUGUCUUUUUAUACAACCAAUCAAGAACUAAAGAGAUUGUUUUCGCGAUUUGGCGUUGUUACGGAAGCGAGGAUGAUAUUAGAUCCAAAAACUCAAAGGCCGAAAGGGUUCGGUUUUGUCUCUUUUGAAUCAGAGGUUGAGGCGCAGAAAGCGUUAAAGGCUAUGAACGGCAGGGUAAUUCUCAAACUCUUGCAUGAUGUCCUAUCAUAUUUUUGUUUUAUCAAGAAAGAAAGCAUGCCCCAUCAGUCUUCAGAGACUUCAUUAGUCUUCAGAUUAUGAAGUGAUUCAAGAAAAUGGUGGGCUAUUGACCAUUUACCUUAUAAGAAAGUAUCUGUCUCAGUUUGUGGGUGACAGCAACAGGAAGGAAUGCAUAUCUUUAGCACUGAUUAAAUUAUGCCAAGUAUUGUUGAACGCUUUUGGCUUUAAGUAUUCACUUUUUCAGUUUCAUUCGGAAAUGGAGAGUACUGCUUUGAAAGGGUAGUAGUGUUAUCAAUGUUUACGCCUCUGCGUAUAAAAAGUGUUUUAUAGUCGUCAAAAGUACAAGGCAUCCUAUGCUUCAGAAUACCAAAGUUAAAUAAAUGGUUUUUCCGACUCUUGUCAACCAUUCUUGGUAAAUUUUAAUUUAGAUGAGUCAUCUUGUCAGAAUAAAUGGUUUAUAUGUUGUCUCCUUCAGUAAUUAAACCAUUGUAACAGGCAAAUUUGUUCAAGCCUGAACCUUUUAACUGAUAUUGAUGUUAAAAGUUCCUGACCUAA
Messenger RNA from Mangifera indica (mango), 916 nucleotides. Its product is annotated as small RNA-binding protein 11, chloroplastic. NCBI's taxonomy places the organism in Eukaryota, Viridiplantae, Streptophyta, Magnoliopsida, Sapindales, Anacardiaceae. The record is from RefSeq and is a predicted model, not a curated record. The transcript is spliced from 4 exons. Gene Ontology annotation, molecular function: RNA binding. The coding region runs from base 125 to 442 and encodes 105 amino acids.